AUGACAUCCUUCUCACUGGCAACGAUCCAACAGCUUGUCCAACAGUUACAGCUUAGAUUCACCAUGAAAAAUCUUGGUUCGCCAACUCACUUCCUGGGCAUUAAGAUCGAUAAAACUCCUGAUAAGUAUUUUCUUUCUCAAGCCUUUUAUGCUAAUUCUAUCGUCGAACUAGCUGAGUUGCAAAAUUGCAACUCAGUCGCUAAUCCCUGUGUUACAAAACUCACAGGUAAUAUAUCUGAGUCCUCUCCUUGUUUCUCUCCGGCAGUCUAUCGCCAACUGAUCGGGUCCUUGCAAUAUUUGACUCUAACGCGACCAGACAUUACAUACGCUGUCAAUGCCUUGUCACAGCAUAUGCACGAUCCCGCCUCAUCUCAUACCUCCUUACUGAAAAAGCUUAUUCGGUACAUCAAAGGAACCACUGAAUUCGGUCUUCCUAUAACCAAAACUACUCUUCUGCUCAAGACGUAUUCUGAUGCGGACUGGGCAUCGGAUCCUGUCACCCGUAAAUCGACGUCCGGUUUCUGCACGUUUUUGGGCGACACUCUCGUCUCCUGGACCGUGAAAAAGCAAUCUACUGUGUCACGAUCGUCCACUGAAUCGGAGUAUCGCGCAUUAGCUACAGCAACGGCGGACACCAUUUGGAUCAGAAAGCUGCUCGCCGAUUUUCGCGUGGAUCAUAACUCACCGGUUGACAUGUUUUGUGACAAUACCUCAACUAUCGCAUUGGCCAACAAUCCCGUUAUUCAUGCUCGUACCAAGCACAUUGAAAUUGAUCAAAGGUUUGUUCGGGAGCACAUUCAAAACAGAGUAAUUCGGUUACUACCCAUCAGCACGAUCGAUCAACUAGCAGAUAUUCUUACCAAGCCUUUGUCCACUCCUCGAUUCAAGUUACUUAGAUCCAAACUGACAAUCUCAUCCAAUUCUCAGUUUGAGGGGGGAUGUUAG
Messenger RNA from Dendrobium catenatum, 945 nucleotides. RefSeq lists its product as uncharacterized. The record is from RefSeq and is a predicted model, not a curated record. The transcript has a single exon. Bases 1 to 945 code for a protein of 314 amino acids. NCBI's taxonomy places the organism in Eukaryota, Viridiplantae, Streptophyta, Magnoliopsida, Asparagales, Orchidaceae.